CACCUCCCUGGUGCCCCAAGCACCGCAUUUCGUGGACGCUUCGCCAUGGCCUUGGAGGCGCCAUGGCCUACCGCAGGGAGGACGCGCGGCUGCGUCGCGAGGCGGAGCUGUUGGAGGAGGAGCUGCUGGAGACUCAGAGACGAAGCAGGGAGGCGGAGGAGGCUCGACAGGAGGCUUUGGUGCUGGAGCAACGGAAGGCCCAGGAGCUUCGAGACGAGGCCGCUGCUGCACUUCGUGUUCAACAGGAGCGUGCCGCCGAAGAGGUGGUGGAGGCACGGCGCCGGCGCGCGGCCGAGGAGCUGCGACGGGAGGAGGCCUCGGCGGAGCGGCGGAAGAGCAUCAGUCAGCUGGUGGCCGCUUGCUCCCAGGCAGCCGCUCGUGCCGAACGCCUACGGCGGCAGCUGGCGAACGCCGAGCGGCGGCAGCAGCUGGAGGUGCAGGCGUUGGAGGCCCAGGCGCACCUGGAGAGCCGCCGCUGGGCACAGGAGCAGCAGCUAAAGAGGGCUCAGAUCCAGGUGUUGAGAGCGGAAGUUGCUGAAUUGGAGCUGGUGGAAGAGGAGCACCGCGCCUGCGCGGCGCGAGCCGCCCGCGAGGCCGCCGUGCGCCGCGAGGCCGCCGAGCGGCGCCGGCGGCUCCUCGCGCGGCAGGCGGAACCAGAGGAGCCGCGGUUGCGGCGCGCAGGCGCCUCAGCUCCGGGGGCGACGGCGACGCUGUCGGCGCUGCGGCAGCAGUCCGCGGCGGACGCGCAGCGCGGGGAAGCGCAGAAGGCCCAGCUGCGACAGGAGUUGGAGGCGCUGAGGUGCCGCAGAUCACGGCGCCAGGAGGAGUUUGAAGGGUUGGAGAUGGAAGUGGUGAUGCUUCAGGAGGAGAAUGAGCAGAAGGCCCAGAAACUUGAAGUGGAGGAGGAAGAGGACUCUUGUUUACGCGCUUCUUUGGAGAUGGCCACAGCUGAAGAGCUGCAUCAGCAACAGCUGGAACUCUCCAUCAACGCCGAAGCUGCGUGGCCGGGGGGCUGCCGCAGCCGAUACCUUGAAGCAGACCGUCUUGAUGGCAUCCGGCGCAACGGUCGUACCAAAACCACUAGGCCGGAGGUCAAGGAGCAGCCCAACUUAGCUAGAACAGAGACGGGCAGUCCAGAUGAAGAAGCUCGUCGCAGUGAUGGCUUUGCAAAUCCGUCCCCCUCACCCACAGGCAACACCAAACAGGAUACUCAGACUCUUCCUAGCCUGGACGCUGAAGCACAGCCGCAUCGGAUGACACGACCAGCGUUGGGAAGAAAGCAGGAACCACGGUUGACGUUUGGGAGCAGUGAUGGGGUUCAGGCUUGUGGCAAGAAGUAUGCGAAUCAGCUGGAGAGCUUUUGGGGAGCCUUGGUGCAAGCAGAUCACAGGUGGAUUGGGGCUGAUGCCGGACAUAGGAUCCAAAUUGUCGAUUGCAGCUUGGGCCUGGAAGGAGAACUUGGUGUGGACGGAUUCAUCAAAGAGGUGUAUGGCCGGCUUGACGCGGUUUUGUCUCAAAGGGACGGAUGGGAGACUCGCUUCAGAGAAUUGGAAGCAUUUGUCGAGGAGAACGGAAGGCUUCCUCGACGGCGGCGAGCUGCUAGUGAUGAUGAUGAGAUAGUGCUGUCCAAUUGGUUGCGCACACAGGGCUCGCGCGUCACCUCGCAGCAAAUGCCAGCCCACCGACUUCAAAGACUUCUGAAUGCAAGAUCCGAUCUUGUCCGCAGGCGUGCUGAAGGGUGGAUGGCCGGUGGCCUUGUUGGCCGCUUCCAGCGGAAGUGCCGAGAGCUGAAGGAGUACAUAGAGAUGAAUGGCAAACUUCCAACCAAGACGCAAACAAAGCGCAAGUCUUCGAGCUACCAGCUGGCGAAGUGGUUGCAGAAUGUUCGAACGAGUGGAGCUCAUGUCAUACCUAAGAGGAGGAAGAUGCUGGAGGAAGUGCAUCCUUUAGUGAAAGAGCUCCUCCAGAAACGGGACAACAGCCCUUUCAAAAUCAACAGGGUAAAGUGGGAAAGGCAGUUGGAGAAAGUCCUCCACAUCGUGGAGAAGCACAGGCGGCUCCCGAAAAUGAAGACUGAGAGAACGGAGUACAAGUGGCUCUGGAUGCAGCUCCGACGACUCGACACUCUGCCGCCUGAGUUGGCAAAGCGACUUCGUGGCUCUCAUCCACUCGUCGCAGAAGCUGCCAGGAGGCCAUCCUCCACGGCGGAACUGCUUCGACCGUGGCCAGCCACUGAGCUGGUCCAGCGGGGACGCCGUGGCAGCCGGCUUCUCCUCGGCCUGGUCGGCGUCUUGGGCGCGAUGCGGCUGAUGGCUGAGAGGAUGGAGGUCGGCUUCGCGGGCUCAGAGGAGCGAGACGCGGCCUUCAUGGAGCGCUUGCGCUGCCUGGCGCGGGAGGCGCUCAGCUGGGCUUGGCUCACUCCGCAGCAACGGCUGGUGUGGGCCGCGGCCAUCGAGCUGGAUGCCGUGCCUUUGCAGGAGCAUUUUGGCACCGGUGACACGGGGUUGGCCUUGGAAGAUCAAAGGAUCCUUGAAGACUUGAAGAUUUCAAGAGAUGAUGUAUAA
This is a messenger RNA of Durusdinium trenchii, 2564 nucleotides long. NCBI's taxonomy places the organism in Eukaryota, Dinophyceae, Suessiales, Symbiodiniaceae. The record is from the annotation of a GenBank genome assembly.